GCAGACCUUCCCGGAGAGAACAUUCCUCCCUUUCCUGGCGCAGGGGCAGAGCAGGGAUGGCUUCAGGAAAGAAGUUUAUGCCGCGUUCAGGCAGAGAGGAGAAGGGCAGGGAGUUUUUCUUGUCUUGGCUUUUUCACAAUCUCCUUCAGCUCAAAGUCGUCCUUAUGGCAAAGCGGGUUAUUUCUGGGAGGCCAGGUCUGACGCCCCCAACCCCGCUGUACCGGCAGAGCUCCGACAGUGGGAGACUUGGCCAGAGGAAGGGCCACAUGCAGACCACAAGGAACUCGUCCCUCGCAGACGGUGGCACGGGGUGGACUCUGAUGGGCGGACAGGUGAGCACUUCCGGCAGCUUCCGGAGCCUGCCGUGCACCACAAAUGCGGACUGGAUGUCGGCGCUGUGCCCGGUACUCUGGGACGUGCCCCUCCACCAGCUGUCCAUCCCAGGAAGCCACGACACCAUGACCUACUGCCUGAACAAGACGUCGCCCAUCUCCCAGACCCAGUCCCGGCUGCUGCAGCUGCUGGGCAAGGUCCUGCCCUGCGUCACCCGCCCCGUGGUGCUCCGGUGGUCCACCACCCAGGUGCUGGGUGUCACGGAGCAGCUGGACGCGGGCGUGCGGUACCUGGACCUGCGGAUCGCACACAUGCGGGACGGCUCGGAGAAGAACCUGCACUUUGUGCACAUGGUGUACACAACGUCGCUGGUGGAGGACACGCUCACGGAGAUCUCCGAGUGGCUGGAGAGCCAUCCCCGGGAGGUGGUCAUCCUGGCCUGCAGGGACUUCGAGGGCAUGACGGACGGCCUGCACGAGUACCUGGUCGCCUGCAUCAGGAACAUCUUUGGGGACAUGCUGUGUCCGCGAGGGGAGAUGCCGACACUGAACCAGAUGUGGUCACGCGGCCAGCAGGUCAUUCUGUCCUACGAGGAGGACAGCGUUGUGAACCGGCACGCAGAGCUGUGGCCUGGGAUCCCCUACUGGUGGGGCGACCAGGUGAAACCCCAGGAGCUCAUCCGCUACCUGGAGCGCAUGAAGAGCUGUGGCCGCCCGGGUGAGCACGUCCUGUCCACUCACGGGACCCCAGCCUGCAGGCGGGCUGUUCGUGGCGGGCAUCAACCUGACGGAGAACCUGGCGUACGUCCUGGGGCACCCGACCGAGUCCCUCAGGAAGAUGACGCUCCCCAGCCUGCCGUGCCUCCGUGCGUGGGUCCGGGAGCAGAGCCCGGGGCCGGGCGCUCAGUGCACCAACAUCAUCGCGGGCGACUUCAUCGGGGCGGACGCGUUCGUGGGCGACGUCAUAAGACUCAACGAGAAGCUGCUUCGAUGCUGACCCCUUCCGCAGCUCCCGCGGACGGUGGGCGGGCAGCGUGGACCCGGGGCAGGCUCCCUGCCUCCCCCUGACGUCCGGGCGUCCCCGGGGGUGGCCCCGGGCUUCCCAGGUCUUUGGCGUUCCCUGGGCGGAUUCAAGGAACCUGGUCACGGCUCACGGUGCCGUGUGCUCGCAAUGGAGAGGACGGACGGAACCCGGGGUCUGCUCGAGGUGCAGCCCAGGCAGGGCCGUGGCCGCCGUGGGGCGUCCCUUCUCCUGGGGCCUCGAGGGCAGCAGGAGGACGUCCUCAUGGCUUCCAGCAGCCGCGUGAGACCUCGUCACACCGUGUCUGUUGGGUAGGACUGAGUGCGCCGGAAUCUCAGUGAGAAAACCACGGAUACGGGGAAAAGCUCCUUCUCAUUCUCGUGGCAUCACGGCCUGUGUGUCUCCCCGAGGGCCGUGGGCCCUGGGGGCUGGUUUCACGUCGGCUCCCCUGAUGGUCAUGGAGGCCCGUGAGGGGCCGUCAGAGGGCGAGGGCUGCCGUGCACACACUCCCUGCCCCUUCCCAGACGGGGAUGCGGGUGUGACCGGCAGGUGUGCCCAGGCCGGUGGCUGCCGUGGCGUCCUCGUCUUCGCAACCAGCCCCUGGAGCGGCCAGUCUGUGCUGCUCCGACCUCCUGCCGGCAGCCCCAGGCCCCUCGCGCUGCCCAGUGCGUCAGCCCCGCUGGGAGGCUGCCCUCCACCGUCUCCGAAGUUGAGCUUCCUGAUCCCGUCUCUGGUUUGGGCGCCUGUCACCGUUCCGUGUCCCAUAGCCACGCUGGGCAUUUGUCACCGUUCCGUGUCCCAGAGCCACGCUGGGCAUUUGUCACCGUUCCGUGUCCCAGAGCCACGCUGGGCAUUUGUCACCGUUCCGUGUCCCAGAGCCACGCUGGGCAUUUGUCACCGUUCCGUGUCCCAGAGCCACGCUGGGCAUUUGUCACCGUUCCGUGUCCCAGAGCCACGCUGGGCAUUUGUCACCGUUCCGUCUCCCCAUCCCAUGUUUUCUCAAGGUCCGUCUGUUCCCACCGCUCACGGAGACCAGGACGUUCCCUGGAUUGUCUCAUUCCUCUGUCCCGAGGCUCUGCGUUUGGGGGCCUUGUGGACGGCGGUGGGACAGCCCCUGCCCAGGCUGGCGGGUCCCCGCAGACGAACGGCGGACGUGGGAGAAUGUGUCUUCCCCCAGAGAGAAGCGCCCCGUCCUCCAUGGCUCACGCGUCGCUCCGAUGGGGGAGCGCCCGGAGCUCACAGGCUGGACCGACUCGCUCGCUCCUUGGACGCAGGACAGGCUUCGCGUGCGUGAAAUCCCAAUAAAGCGAGUCAGAGGA
Mustela lutreola (European mink) is the source of this 2672-nucleotide messenger RNA. RefSeq names its product phosphatidylinositol specific phospholipase C X domain containing 1 (gene PLCXD1). The transcript has 7 exons. Lineage: Eukaryota; Metazoa; Chordata; Mammalia; Carnivora; Mustelidae. Bases 57 to 1400 code for a protein of 447 amino acids. The record is from RefSeq and is a predicted model, not a curated record. Gene Ontology annotation, biological process: lipid metabolic process. Gene Ontology annotation, molecular function: phosphoric diester hydrolase activity.